GAAGAGACCAGGGUGAGCGGUCACUGUCGGCUCUGGAUAAACAUAACUCCGAAUAAGAAGAAUGAAAGGUAGAAAGAAGAAGAACAUACUUUCAAACUUGCCAACUUUAAGUGAUCCUUCAGGAUUCACAACCUUGUAUCACCACCCGACACUUCCUUCACCAAAGUCCUCGUCGCUUCUUCAAGAAUCUGGUGAGAGAAUGGCAAAAGAACAAGAAUUGCCGUACAUUGAAUUUUUAGAUUCGGAAUUCGCCUCUCUUCGGGCUGGUCAAACAGGAUGUCCAUUCAAGAUCCACCGAAAACUGCUCAGCUCGAAGUCCAAACCAUUGAGCGCGGCCUUGGAUAGUGAACUCAAAGAAGGCCAGAAUGGUGUCUAUGCGUUUGAGGAGGUAACGGAAGAAACACUUGCUCGGUUUGUUAAAUGGGCAUACCGAGGCGAUUAUCCAACUCCGAUCGGCAAAAUCCAGACUGUGCAAGCUCAACAUUUCCCGGAUGCUGUCGAAGCGAGCAUUAACGGGAAGUCGACAGUCACAACUCCAGAGACAGACUUCACAUCAGAGAAUCACCCCCUUCUCGUCCACAUCCGUCUAUACAUUUUCUCUCACACUUACCUUAUCAAUGAACUUCAACAGUUAUCUUAUAAAAAGGUGACCACAUGUCUUACAGACCUAGACAAGCCAGAUGGCCUGGAUAUACAGCUUGCAGUAGUUGAUGCGUUAAGGCUUGCAUUUUACAGGCUCCCCCAGCAUGACUGUUUAUUGGACUGGCUGGCUCAAUACUCUGCAUAUUGCAUUAACAAACUUCGGGUACAAGGUUCCUUUCAUGAUCUUCUCAAGGAUUUUCCAACAUUGAGCUCCCGUAUGAUACUUUCUUUGAGCCCGGCUUCGUCUCCACCAUGGCGGACUACACGGCCAAAGUAUAAUUUUACCCAAUACUCUGCUAAAUGGUCGGGUGAAUACAAGUACAACUUCUGACACGCUAAGCUGACGGAAGUGAUAAACUGUGCUCUGAUUUUGAUACUGUGGCGAGGCAUG
Aspergillus steynii IBT 23096 is the source of this 1033-nucleotide messenger RNA. RefSeq lists its product as uncharacterized. The record is from RefSeq and is a predicted model, not a curated record. The transcript is spliced from 3 exons. NCBI's taxonomy places the organism in Eukaryota, Fungi, Ascomycota, Eurotiomycetes, Eurotiales, Aspergillaceae. Bases 62 to 973 code for a protein of 303 amino acids. Gene Ontology annotation, molecular function: protein binding.